Molecule: messenger RNA, 1923 nt
Organism: Anopheles moucheti
Lineage: Eukaryota; Metazoa; Arthropoda; Insecta; Diptera; Culicidae
Exons: 2
Coding region: 249-1262 (337 amino acids)
Biological process (GO): double-strand break repair via nonhomologous end joining; DNA recombination; response to X-ray
Cellular component (GO): DNA ligase IV complex; nucleus; DNA-dependent protein kinase-DNA ligase 4 complex
Molecular function (GO): DNA binding
Source: RefSeq, a predicted model, not a curated record
AUUGCUACAAGUUCAACCAGAGUAAAUAGGGAAACGCUAAAGAAGGGCACGCAACGCACAAACGCUGCAGUGAAGAAGGGCAAAGUUGUUAAACAAGAAAGUGGAGGAAAAAACAAGUGCGCGUCGUCCGAACAGUGCAUUUGUACCGUUGUACCAUCGUCUUCUUGCUUUGGACGGUUUGGCUGACUUCGAGACUGUACAACAUCGUUCAAACAUCGUCUUCUCUCUUGUCGCGUCGCGGGCCACAGAUGCCAAGAAUGGAGCUGGAUAACAUAUUUCUGAACAAGCUUCCGAUCGUAGCCGCUACGGGCAGUGAAGGUGGAACGUGGAACCAUUACGCAUUCAUCGAAAGCACCUGGGGCGAGCGGAAGAUACUGCUGAAGAUUAUUGUGUUCAGUCCGCUGUACAAUACGCCCCUAAGCUUCCUGUCCGAGAUAGACCACGAAGUGCUGCAGCAGACGGCCAUACGAUUAGAGCGUCCAUGGAACGAUUUUCUGCACGAAACGAAGCUGGCCCUUUGUACCGAGGGUGGCGCGAACGGUUUUAGCUACGCGGUCGAGGAAAACAAUUUUGUGUGGCGUAAGAUUGUCGGGCCCGCGUUAACCGUGGCGUACGGUUCGGUUAUACUGCUCCGGUCCCAGUGUCUUCUCUCGGAUGUGCUGUCGAACUCGAUUGGAACCCAAAACCGGCUGCGCAAUGACGUGCAGCUGAAAAACAAGGUGCUGCAUGAACUGAAGGAAGAGCACGAGGAGCUGCUUGAGUUACAGCGGCAGCAGGAAGAGGACAGUCGGCUGUACGAGAUAGAGUUGAUAACUAAGUGCAUCAGUAUACUGAACGAGAAAAAGGAAGUAAUUAACCAUCUGAAGAAAAAGCUCGCCGAAGACGAUGAGGAACCGGAAGGCGAGCGGGAAGAGGAAGAAGAGGAACAGCGGAAUGAACCGGCCAUGGAUCAGUUCGAACGGCGGCUGGCAAGGGAGGAAGAACACCCCAGACCAUCGCCCUCGUUGCUAGGGACGAGCGAUUCCGAGCCAUUCCUGGUGGAUAGUGAUCCACAGGAUCCGGACGAUCAUGGAACGCUGCCAAAGCGGACAAAGUAUCAGCUAACGCAGCGCAGUGCGACAACCACAUCCGCGAGCAGCAUGAUGUCUACGGUCAACCGGAAAUCGCACGAGGAAGAUGAUGCUGCUACCAGAGAGGACCAAGAUGGGCAACUGGAAGAUUUGUACAAUAAGGAUACGGAGGAACUUUUACAACAGAUGUAAACGUUGUAUUUGGAAAAGGGAAUUAAGGCAUUUUUCUUGAAAUGAAACUAGAACGAAUUUUAGAAUCAGAUAGUCCCCCGCCGGGUGAUUCGUCAAGGUAGUGCGUCAAAGCGAGAAAACAUUUGCAUGUAGUUUGUGAAUUGUUUCUUUUUAGUUGCAGUCGAAAUUUUUAGCAUCAUAAUCUGAUGUGUGCCUGUUUUCUCCCCCUAUUUAACACGGAAGGGCGAAAGGUCAGCAAGAAGCAUAUUAACCAGAUUUUAUAUGUCGUAACAGUGUGUCAUAGUGCAAUGUUUAGGAUAAAAUCGUGUGCCAAUAGUAGGCGGAAAAGUAAUAAUUUCCAUCGUGAAAAAUGAUGCGAAAUACAGCGUAGGUGCAUACUUUAUUCCGAGAUAUCAUGUUUAUGAAACUAAAAACCUCCCCGACCCCAUCCCAUCUCAUUUUUCCAGUCUCCAACAUCCGGUCUAUCUCUCCAUUCCCUUGCCCGGUGUUCCGACUGAUCCGAAGCCGGAUCAAUAGUAGUAGCUAAGAUACGUUUUACUAUCUUUUCCUUUUCGGGAAACAAAUUCACUUCAACUUAGACUGUAACUAUUUAUUAUUUUAUAUUGCCAUUUGUGUUAAGCGUCAACAAUCACCCACUUUUUUGAUAAUAAAAAAACGAUAA